This is a messenger RNA of Carassius auratus (goldfish), 3835 nucleotides long. It is a transcript of the gene hmgxb3, whose product is annotated as HMG box domain containing 3. Bases 22 to 3744 code for a protein of 1240 amino acids. The record is from RefSeq and is a predicted model, not a curated record. The transcript has 21 exons. Lineage: Eukaryota; Metazoa; Chordata; Actinopteri; Cypriniformes; Cyprinidae.
ACCGAUCCCGCGCUCGCUCAGAUGGAGGCCAUCUACGGAGAGAUGGAGGUGGAGAGCUGCUACACGCUUCUGGAACUUCCUUCACCCAAGAAGAAACGCAAGAGCAAAGGCAGCGUGGAGAGCGCAGACAAACCCAAGAAGCCCAGGUCAGCGUAUCUGCUGUAUUACUUUGACGUGCAUCAGAGCGUCCAGCAGGAGCACCCGGACCUGCCGCAGUCUGAGAUCAACAAAUGCAUCAGCGACAGCUGGAAGAGGCUGAACGUGGCCGAUCGAGGUUUUUACCUGGAGAGAGCGCGCAUGGAGAAAGACGGCAUCGACCCGAGCAGCCAAUCAGCAGCUGCGCCCUCUCAGGACGUACCUGGUUUCCGCAAGAUCCUCCCGAGGGCCAAUUACGUGCUUCUGCCCAAGAGUUCAGCGGGAGGCGAACAGGUGGAGGGAGACGGCGAGCCGGAGGCGCUAGUGGAUGGAGCCCCUCGGGCCCCGGAGACGCUGGUGUCCCCCAUGACUCUGGGCAGUGAGGUGGAGCUGACGGAGCAGUGCAUCGCCAUCGAGGCGCUCAGUGAGGACGCACCGACCCAGAGCGCCACUGAAACACUACCAGCUCUGCUUGUGAAGAGGGAGGAGUCUCGGGUGACGUAUGGUGACGUUGGCAUGGCGAUAGAGAGUGGAAUGGAGGGCGGGGCUUUGAUGCCGCAGAUCAAAGCAGAUGCCACUCAUCUAGUCGCUAUAAUACCCAAUCAGAGUGUCUUGGAAAACAAAGUGAUUAACACAGCCAGUCCGAUAAUGAUGUUUCCAUUAGUGAGCAGUGUGAAACCAGAACCCAAACCCUCAUUUAAACUGCCCAUCAAAUACACACGGCGAGGACGGGGCAGCUGCACCACCCCCGGGUGUGUGUUUUCAUACGUCACCCGUCACAAACCGCCCCAGUGCCCUGACUGCGGACAACACCUCGGGGGGAAAUGGGUGGCAGCUGGUAAGAGAAGCUCGGUCAAAAGCUCUGAGCCGUCUUCAGGAAGGCAGUGUGUCGACUCCAAGCCUCGUCCGUCAGACCCUAACGAGACGUCAUCAAAAGACACAGAACGGACAGAAGAGCAGACAAGCGCAUCUGUUAUUACUCAGAAACCCUCUUCAGAUAAAGCUCCGGACGGCGGGACUGCGGCUGCUCGCAGGGCGGCCCGUAGAAAGAGAGAGCGGGUGAAUGCAUCGUCAGCCCAACAAACACCUGAUGGAUCCGCCGUCAAAACAUCUGCUGGAGCGCAGAGCGCCGAAUGCACAGCUGUGCUAUCAUUGGGUGCUGGGCAAAUUCAGGUUGUCACGAGAGAAAAAGCCAGCAGUGCUUUACAGAAACGCCGGAUACGAGCUAUUCUUCCAGCUCCUGCACAGAAUAAUGCGGCCGCUCAGUCUGCAGUUGUGCAAUGGAUCACGGUUCCUCCUGAGAAAGUCAAAUCAGACGCUACUGUCAUCAAAGCUGUGAAACCAUCAGCUAAUGAACAGAUCGCCGGACUGAAGCCCAGCACCCUCAAACAGCUGGGUCACAUGAUCACACCCAGUGCCUUACAACAGAAGCCCAUCACAGUCAGCAGUAACCAGUACAUCAUCACAGACAACGGCGUCAAGAUCCUCUCCAUGCUGCCCUUCAAGAAAACAGCUGGAUCCUCCCUAGCUCUGGGUUUGUCAACAGCGAGAGGUCGUGGUCGAUGUAAGAAUCCCGCGUGUGAUUACGUCUAUAAGAACAGACACAAACCUCAACGCUGUCCGACAUGCGGCUGUGAACUCAUCAACAAACUCACCAAGAAGAGCAAACUCACCCUGUCCGCUGAGGAUGCGUGUGCUUCUGCGCUUCUGUUGGAUGCGUCUCAUCCUCUGAGCAGCGCUCAGAAAGAGCAGCAGCGUCACUCCACCGUCGGUCUGCUGCGCUCCUGUCUGCAGUUCCCCGAGAGCGAGAGCGAGCUGCAGGACGUCUUCAGCCUCAUACAGCAGCUCAACGGCCAGCAGAAGCACAGCGAGGACAGCAGCGGAUGGCCGAGCUUCUUCGAGCCGGCGGCCACACACUGCAGUCUGUGUCAGGACCCGCUGCUCAAAGGAGACCAGAGUUCGCUUGCGGGGUUGGAGGAGUGCUGGUUGUUGACGGAGUGCUUGAUUCGUCCCGUCACUCUUCAGCUGAAAGUCUGUACGAAUCUCCAGUGUCUGGCCAUACACAGUUUCACAGACCUGCACCCGGGUCUGUUUAACGUGGGUAAUAAGCUGCUGGUGACGCUGGAUCUGUUUUUUAAGAUGAGACAUCAGAUCAGACUGGGCGAUGACCCCGCACACGCCGCUCUCAGUAUAAUCAAACACUCACUGACGCUCACAGACUGCGCGCUGAGCUCGGAUCAGCUGUCGCGUGUUCAGGACCUGUUCUGCAGCGGUUACUGGGCGUUUGAGUGUCUGACGGUUCGAGACUAUAACGACAUGAUCUGUGGCGUGUGUGGCAUCGCUCCCAAACUGGAGAUUGCACAACGCAACUCCAGCAACGUGCUGCUGCUCAAAAACGUGGAGUUCACAUGGCCGGAUUUCCAGGCGACGGAGGAGGUUCACGUCGAUGAGUUUUGGCUGACGAUGGAGAACGAGGCUCUGGAACAGGCAGCAUUUCCCUCCAGCUUUCCCAUCACGCGCUUCGACGCCUCUAUCAUCGCCCCGUUCAUCCCUCCUCUCAUGAGAAACACCACCGUCAUCAACACGGAGAAAGACAAAGUCACGUCUGACACGCAGCUCAGAGGGGACCCAUCUGUUCUGGUGCGUCUGAUUCAUGAGGGUCGUCUGAUUCCAAAUCAGAUGGAUGUUCACAGUGAAGAAGAGCUCAGAGACGUUCUGGAGAAGUGUGGGACUCCUGCUGCUGCAGACGCUGAUAAAGACGAGCUGCUGGCGUCUGUGUCUUUGUUGUAUUCACACUCACAGAACGGCCUGUGGACGGCACAGCAGCCCGGCGCGCUCCUGACGGCAGGCCGAGUCAGUAAAGUGUGUCCUCAUCAGGUGGUGUGCGGAUCCAAGUACAUCGUCCGCAGAGAAAGCGCUCGAGAUCAUCUGGACCUGCUGGUUUCGUCCAGGUUUUGGCCGCCGGUGUAUGUGGCAGAUUGUGCCCAGAAGGUGGCGCUCUGCACUGAUGUAUUAUAUCCUGAACUGGCCUCACAGAUGUGGGGGAAAAAUCAGGGAUGUUUCUCUGACCCUACCACACCGCCACAGUACGUCUCCUGCUCGGAGCUUCAGGACCAGCCGUACAGUUUGGAUCUGACAGCGACCGAGUCCAACCCUCAUCUGCACCCGCUCACCAAAUCCACCUCUCGCUGGAUCGUGCGACCCGACGCACCGGACGCCCUCCACGACGCCCACCACGCCAUCAGCCUCUGCAAAGAGCUGGAGCCGUACACCGGCGCCGUCGCAGAGAUCUGUGACGACCCCGAGGGUGAAACCAGCAUCAACGACAGCAGCGCGACGGCAGUUCGGCGUAAAGCUCUCACGUUCGAUAACGCAGCGUACUACUACCUCUAUAACCGCCUGCUGGACUUCCUGAGCAGCAGAGACAUCGUGAACCAGCAGAUCGCGGAGGCGCUGAACACCUGUCAGCCGGGAGAGGUGGUGAUGAUCAGAGACGCCCUCUACAGGCUGGGAGUCGCACAGAUCAACUCGGACCCGCAGGAAACAGCAGACGGAGGACUGGACAAACACUCAGAUGGAGUUGUGUUCGAGGAGGUCAUGCUCAUCUGACUCAGGUUUACUCAACAUUUUAAAAAUAAAAAAGACAAAAUGUGCUUGCGAAUCGUUUUUUAUUUUAUAUUUUGGUUUAUAUAUAUAUAUA